UGGGGGAUGCCGGUUUCAUGAAAAUUGUUAUUUUUCUUGAACCUCUCAAGAUUCAUCUGUAAUAUGCUCCUUUAUCCCUCUGUCCUGUUCCUCUACUAGGAAUGUCUCCCAAUUGUAUAUUCAUUCAUUUUCACUUUUUCUCUUUGCUAAAAAUCUAUUCAAGAUUCAAUUAGACCAAACCCUUCACGUGAAAUUAUAGUUAAACAACAACGUUUUAACGUUAAUUUCUUGCUAAUACUCUCUCUCUCUCUCUCUCUCUCUCUCUCUCUCCAUCCAUAUUUCAACCCCCCCGUCAACACACGACUACUAUACUUUCACGUCGCCACCUGCAUUUGUCUUCAUACUCCUUGUUUCAACACGAUUCCCUUGCUCCUCAGUGAGUAGAGAUGCUAGGAAACUGUGAGAAGAUGGUAGUCAUCUCUUCAUCAACCAGUAAUGAAUGGCCACUGCAGCCACAGAAUCAGAUGAUAGAUGAGAAAGGGUUGAUGGAUCAGUCAACAGCAGCCAAGAUGAUGGAGAAGCCUAGCCAAGACCAGCAGCAACAGCAACAACCACCCCUCAAAUGUCCUAGAUGCGAUUCAUCAAACACAAAAUUUUGCUACUACAACAAUUACAGUUUGUCUCAGCCAAGGCAUUUUUGUAAGGCUUGUAAGCGUUAUUGGACUAGGGGUGGAACUCUCAGAAAUGUUCCAGUUGGUGGUGGAUGUCGGAAGAAUAAGAGGGUUAAAAGACCAGCUUCUACUAAUGAGGCUACUUCAACUUCAGCUCAAACUGCAACUUCAAACCCUAGUCAUGUUGUUCCACCAGGCCAGAUAGAUCUAUCUUGUUCAUCAGCAGGAAAUCAUAUUAAUCCUUUGUUUUAUAGCUUGCUUACUAACAACCAUCAUCCUUCGGAGCUCAAUUUUCCAUAUCCGGCCAGGUUCAACACUAGUAACGGUUAUGAUCUUCUUCAGCCUCAAAUGAAUGGUCUUGGAUUAGGGUUUUCAUCAGGACCUCUUGCUAGUGAUGUUAAUGGGAGUGAUUAUAGAAAUGGGAUCAAUUCAAUUUCUUCAAAUAAGCAGAUUCAAGAUGUUGGUGUUAUCCCUUCAAAUUCACUUCUUUCAAGUUAUAGUAAUUCUAUCUUUGGAUCAACUUCUACUUCUACUACUUCAACUAUGGCUUCCCUCAUAGCUUCUACACUUCAGCAACAAAAAAUGAUCUUUGGUGGAGGAUUUGAAGGGUUUGAAGACAUGCAAAUGCAUCCCCCGCGGAGUGGUGAAAAUUCUGUAGUGGUGAAAGAUGUGAAAAUGGAGGAAGGCCAGCAUAGGCUGGAUUGGAGCGUUGCUAGUAAUCAGAAUCACAUUGAUCAGAUUAACUCUUCUGAUCCUUCGCUUUUGUGGAAUGCAACUGGAGUCGGUGCCUGGCUUGAUCCAUCAAAUGUGGGGUCUUCAGUUCCUUCUUUGAUCUAGCGUAUGGCCAUGCUCCAUUCCUGUCCUGGACGGAUCUCCCUCUUGUUCAUUAUUUCUAGUAAAUCAGUCUUUCAGGUAGUUAGCCUUUAGUUUUUCUCUUUCUAGUAAAUCUCAUUGGUCAAAAAUGGUGGUUUUAUUACCAAAAGGAGCAUAAAGAAGAAAAAAAAGUAGAAAAAGCAAAGUUCUUGAAUAUUGAAGAACUGAUGGGAGGAGAUUGGAUCGGAGUGAUCAUGUCAGCUGCAAAUGAACUUCAGCCUGCAUGUUUUUACUUCAAGGGUUGAUCAUCGGAAUCCCAUUUGCGCUGAGAGGAACCUCGGAUCCUUUUUGUCUCAUCUGCCCAAGUUCAAGCAGUGCCCUCCUUCCCAAAAGCCACAGAUUUGAAGGGACGCCUUGAACAUCUAACUUGGGGUUGCAAUUUCUAGUCCAAAUGUGAGUUGUUUUAAUGUUCAUUAUGUAUAUAUGUGCAUGGAACUUCCAUUUCUUUAAUUAUGUACUAGCAUCUUGUAUUAGGUUUUGGGGUUUGGGGUCACUGAGAUACAUAUGAUAGAGUCCUAAUGGGAUAACUUCUCAUGGGGAACCACUUUUUUUUUUUCUUUUUAAUUAAUUGUUCCACUUUAUGUUGUUUAAUGUAGUUCAUAUAAGGGCAAGGGUCGGUACAAUGGUAUACAAGAGAGGGAGAUUAAUUUCUUGGCUCAAUUUGGGGUGCUUGAGGUUAUUAAUUUGUUCA
Coffea arabica (coffee) is the source of this 2175-nucleotide messenger RNA. Its product is annotated as dof zinc finger protein DOF1.4. Gene Ontology annotation, molecular function: DNA-binding transcription factor activity; DNA binding. The record is from RefSeq and is a predicted model, not a curated record. Lineage: Eukaryota; Viridiplantae; Streptophyta; Magnoliopsida; Gentianales; Rubiaceae. Gene Ontology annotation, biological process: regulation of DNA-templated transcription.